CCAUCGGGAGAGCGUGUCUGAGUGGCAGGGGGAGCCAACAUGGCCAAGCCUCUGCUGAAGAUACAGCGCUACUUCCGCAGGAAACCCGUGCGAUUCUUUUCCCUCAUCCUCCUCUACCUGACGGCCGGGAGCCUCGUGUUUCUGCACUCCGGCUUUGUCGGGGACAGCGGCCCCGGAGCCAGAGGGGGCCGGGACUCGCUGGUAGCUUCCGAGAUGGGCAGCCGGACUUCGCUGUCUGACGCUCGAGGGCUCGGCAUCAUGAGCCGAGUGUUUAAGGAGACGCGCAGGUCGGGACGGAGGUUCGGACCCCCGUGGAUGAAAAAGGCCAGGCAGGAGGGUCAGGAGGUGCGCAGGGGCGGAGACUACACCAACAACUGGAACCGUGCACUCAAAGGACGCAGUGCCAAAGACGUAGAUGAUGGAAGAGCAAAGUACAUCGGCUGCUACAUCGAUGACACACAGAAAAGAGCGCUGAGAGGAGUUUCCUUUUUCGACUACAAAAAAAUGACUGUGUUCCGUUGCCAGGACAACUGUGCAGAAAGGGGUUACAUGUACGCCGGUUUGGAGUUCGGAGCCGAGUGCUACUGCGGCCACAAGAUCCAGACGGCCAACGCCUCGGAGAGCGAAUGCAACAUGGAGUGCAAAGGAGAGAAGAGCAACCUGUGUGGAGGAGCCAACCGGCUGUCCAUCUACAGGCUGGAGCUGAGCCAGGAGUCAGCACGCCGCUACGGCAGCGCCAUCUUCAAAGGGUGUUUCCACAGGCCGGACAACGUCACGCUGGCUCUCCCCUUCAGCGCCGUCAUCCAAAACAUGUCCGUGGAGAAGUGUGUGGACACGUGCACGGAGAAGGAGAAAACGCUGGCUGUCCUGGCCGGAGAUCGAUGUCACUGCGGCUUCCCGACCCAGCUUUUCUCUCUCCACGAGCCGGAGAACGAGGACAUGUGUCUCAACCGUUGCCACGGCGAAGAGUUCGAGAGCUGCGGGAACGACGAGUACUUCGUAGUGUACCAGACGCAGGUUCAAGAUAACAGGUGCAUGGACCGCCACUUCCUCCCGUCUCGUGCCAAGCAGCUGGUGGCCCUCGCCAGUUUUCCCGGAGCCGGCAACACCUGGGCUCGCCACCUCAUAGAGCUCGCCACCGGCUUCUACACCGGCAGCUAUUAUUUUGAUGGCUCCCUUUAUAAUAAAGGGUUUAAAGGGGAGCGGGACCACUGGAGGAGCGGCAGGACCAUCUGCAUCAAGACACACGAGAGCGGCAGGAAGGAGAUCGAAGCCUUUGACUUGAGCAUCAUCAUGAUCCGAAACCCUUACAAAGCCCUCAUGGCGGAGUUUAACAGAAAAUAUGGCGGCCAUAUUGGAUUUGCCUCGCAGGCCCACUGGAAAGGAAAAGAAUGGCCCGAGUUUGUGAGGAACUACGCUCCUUGGUGGGCGUCGCACACGCUGGACUGGCUCAAUUACGGGAAGAACGUGCAGGUGGUCCACUUCGAGGAUCUGAAGAGGGACCUGUUCUCCAAGCUGAAGGGCAUGGUCCAGUUUUUGGGCCUGAAGGUUUCCGAGGACCGCCUGCUCUGUGUCGAGGGCCAGAAGGACGGGAACUUCAAACGAUCGGGGCUGCGGAAGCUCGAGUACGAUCCCUACACUCCCGAGAUGCGAGCGAACAUUAAUGAACUGAUCAGAACAGUAGACGCCGCCUUGAAGAAAAGAAAUAUGUCGGGCGUUCCAGAGGAAUACAUGCCAAGAUGAUAAAUGUGAUCUCCUCGUUUCCCUGUUUCUCCUUCUAUAAUUGGACGUUUCUGUCAACAGACUCUGCAUCAUAUUUUGUAGGAUCACAAGACUUAGAUAGUUAUUAUUUUUCUUUGAAGUCAGAAAGGUUAAAGCCGUAGUGAGAAGUCGGUCUCCUUACCCUCCUGUUUUCUCCACUCUGUCACCCUCUUUUCAUUUUCCUUCAGCAGCUUCAUGCAUUAAUAGAAGCGGCAGUUUGAAGCGUGGAGGCUUGUUUCUCUCUUCUGCUUGAUUGAAAAGCACUUCUCAUCCUGCUCCGUGCACAUGUGCUGCGUUGGCAUGUGCACACGCCUUAACAUGAACAAGGUACACUAGCUGUGACGACAGAAAGCCUCGUCUGACUGUGACGGGAGACUUGCUGCCAGAGAAAAACACAUUUCACCUAAAAAAGAUGAUAUACAACAACUGCAAAUUGUGUUUUACAAGCUUAUUUUGUGCAAAACAGAAAUAAGAAAUCAAAAAAAAAAAUCAAGAUGUACGAAUCUUCUGCUGCUAUCACAGUUAGAGAGAAUUAAAAAAAAAUCUAUUUUCUACAUUAACUUUAAAAAUUGUAGCCCUUUGAGGGGGAAAAAUGCAAUAUGCAGGCUCUAAGUACCUGAUGCUGAUACUGUGUGUUUCCAAGGUUUUGUAAGUUAUUCAACUUACUGUGCGUAAGAGACAUCAUGUUUUCAAUGAUGAACAGGUGAAAAACUCUCAGCUCCUCUAAUUCAAGACGAAUAAUCCCUCUUGAAGGCACUGACUGAAGGAGAGAAGAGGAUUUAUCUCCGGUGUGCUGCGCUGCACACACUGACUAAUUUGUUCGUGAAGAUGUUUUUUUCCUAACACUGGACUCGACGCAGAAAUCCAAAAAGCACCUCGCUGUGCAAACACUCGCCCCAAAGAUCACUGAGAAAUUAGGCAUUACACAAGUUAGAGACGAUAGGUUUCCCUUAGUAGUAGCAUUUGUUAGAGAGUUUUUUUUUUUCUUUUAGGACGGUUAUUAUUAUGUUUUUAAUGCUUUGUUUGUUAAAGGAGCUCUGAAAUGGUUAAAGCUGUUGAUCAUUUUAAUCUUAAUAUUUCAGAAAAAUAAAAAAACAAAUAAUCUCCUUAAAAGUGUGAAAAAUCCAGCUCAGACUUUAUAAGCAGCACGUCUUAUAACAGUACUCAAUGUGCUAUGCCAUAUGCUUAAAAAUAAACAUAUAUAAAUAAAUAAAUAAAUACAUAAAAGACUGAUGAGUGACAGCCAGGAAACAUGAACUGACCGUCAUUUUCAGUAUGAUAAGAAUAAAAUAAUCUAUUUUUAUAGUGUGUCCUCACACAUCAACGAUAUUUGUAAUGCAACAGGCAGAACGGGAGAAGUGGUUUCUAUUUUUAACACACAUGCUUUAAAAACCUGAUCGGCUGUUGCUUCCAUUGACAAGCCAGCACUUUGUCAACAUAGGUGUCACAUUUGAAUGUAUUUUCUAUGGAAUGAAUGUGAUGUGAUAAGGCCCAAUAAAUGACUACAUAAACUGAC
Acanthopagrus latus (yellowfin seabream) is the source of this 3277-nucleotide messenger RNA. It is a transcript of the gene wscd2, whose product is annotated as WSC domain containing 2. The record is from RefSeq and is a predicted model, not a curated record. NCBI's taxonomy places the organism in Eukaryota, Metazoa, Chordata, Actinopteri, Spariformes, Sparidae. Bases 40 to 1743 code for a protein of 567 amino acids. The transcript has 8 exons. Gene Ontology annotation, molecular function: sulfotransferase activity.